This is a messenger RNA of Aspergillus fischeri NRRL 181, 1461 nucleotides long. RefSeq names its product cytochrome P450. The record is from RefSeq and is a predicted model, not a curated record. Gene Ontology annotation, molecular function: heme binding; oxidoreductase activity, acting on paired donors, with incorporation or reduction of molecular oxygen, reduced flavin or flavoprotein as one donor, and incorporation of one atom of oxygen; iron ion binding. Lineage: Eukaryota; Fungi; Ascomycota; Eurotiomycetes; Eurotiales; Aspergillaceae. The transcript is spliced from 5 exons. The coding region runs from base 1 to 1461 and encodes 486 amino acids.
AUGCAGAGCAGUCAACAGGACAAUGCAUUGGGACAUCAACACGGCUGUGAGCUUCCUCCAGAGCUGACGAAGAAAUGGCCCCUGGGCCUCGAUCGGAUCAAGGAACUGUGGACGUCAAAUGCAGAGGGUCAUCUCCUCGCGUUCUUGUGCUCUGUAGCAGAGAAGUAUGAGCCCGGCAACAGCAUCACUCAAUACUUUUUAUUCGGACCGAGAGCCUUUCACAUUUUGCAGCCAGAGAAUGUGGAGGCGAUUCUUUCUACCAAUUUCAAAGACUAUGGCUUUGGUGCAAGAGCAGCUAUAUUUGCUCCACUUCUGGGCAACGGCAUUUUCACUCAAGAAGGUCCUGCCUGGAGACAUUCUCGAGAUCUUUUACGCAAACAGUUUUCUCGAGUCCAGAAUCGCAAUCUCGAACAUUUCCACGAGCAUGUUGACAAUAUGGUAGCUCGCCUACCAUUGGAUGGAGUCGUCGAUCUUCAACCACUAUUCUUUAACCUGACCCUUGACAUAGCUACAGCGCUUCUAUUCGGAAGAUCAGUGUACAGCUUAAAGGCCGGUAUUGAUCAAGACGCCGACAAUAGGCUCUUUGCCGAGAGCUUUAAUAUCGCCCAGGAAGGCCUAGCAAAGCGAUUCCGCAUCGCACCCUGGCACUUCCUCUACAACCCUCCAGGAUUUCGAAAAGCUUGUGGCGAUGUUCACCGAUUUGUCGAACAGUACAUCGAUCAGUUGGACUUGGAAAAUAGCGAGGACCUGGAUGAUAAAACAUAUGGCUUUAUCAAGCGGGUAGCACAGGAGUCUGCCAGCCAACAGCAUCUUCGCGAUCAACUACUCAAUGUGCUUCUGGCAGGAAGGGAUACCACAGCCUGUUGCCUUUCGUGGACAUUUCGGUUACUUGUUCGCCAUGAGCAAGUAAUGAUUCGCCUGCGAGAGGAGAUAGCCUCGGUGAUGGGGGACUCUGCGCAUCCAACGAAGGAGCAAAUCAGAAAGAUGCCAUAUCUCUCCUGCGUCAUCAAAGAAAGUCUUCGUCUUUACCCCCCCGUUCCACUGAAUAACCGUGAAGCCAUUCGGACAACGAUCCUACCUACUGGCGGUGGCCCUGAUGCAGAUCGUCCCAUACUAGUUAGGAAAGGGGAGCUUGUUGUCUUUUCUCAAUAUGUGAAUUCACGCAAAAAGAAUAUCUAUGGUCCUGACGCAGACUGCUUCCGUCCGGAGAGAUGGGAAACUGGCGAGUUGGAUCAUAUUGGGUGGGCAUAUUUUCCCUUCAACGGAGGCCCGCGGCAGUGCCUUGGGGAGGAUUUCGCCCUGAUGGAAGUUUCAUACACGGUUGUGAGGCUAUUGCAGACCUUUUCAUCCAUCAUCCUGCCAAAGGGGGAGCCGAUCGAGCCUGUUGGGAGCGAAAGACAGCGCCUCACUCUCGUCCUUUCAAGUGCCGAUGGUUGUAGGGUGCAAAUCCAUUCCUACUAA